GCGCACUGCUUAUUUCCCGCUGUCAGGAUGAGGAGGCGGAGGUCGGCGCUCGGGUCCGUCUCUGCCCGCGGCUGUGGCGGCGCCGGCGGCUCCAGCCUUAGCGGUUCCUCCCUGGGCGGCGGCGGCGGCGGCUCGGUCGACGCCUCCUCCGCCAGCUGAGCCCGUGGGAGCUCGGGACGCCGCUUCCCCGCCCAUCCCCGCUCCCCGAGGCUGGCCGCCUGGCCAUGGCGCAGCCGGGCCCGGCUCCUCAGCCUGACGUUUCUCUUCAGCAACGGGUAGCAGAAUUGGAAAAAAUUAAUGCAGAAUUUUUACGUGCACAGCAGCAGCUUGAGCAAGAAUUUAAUCAAAAGAGAGCAAAAUUUAAAGAGUUAUAUUUGGCUAAAGAGGAGGAUCUGAAGAGGCAAAAUGCAGUGUUACAAGCUGCACAAGAUGAUUUGGGACACCUUCGGACACAGCUGUGGGAGGCCCAAGCAGAGAUGGAGAAUAUUAAGGCUAUUGCCACAGUCUCUGAGAAUACCAAGCAAGAAGCUAUAGAUGAAGUGAAAAGACAGUGGAGAGAAGAAGUUGCUUCACUUCAGGCUGUUAUGAAAGAAACAGUUCGUGACUAUGAACACCAGUUCCACCAUAGGCUGGAGCAGGAGCGAACACAGUGGGCACAGUAUCGAGAAUCCGCAGAGAGGGAAAUAGCUGAUUUAAGGAGAAGGCUGUCUGAAGGCCAAGAGGAGGAAAAUUUAGAAAAUGAAAUGAAAAAGGCCCAAGAGGACGCUGAAAAACUUCGGUCUGUUGUGAUGCCCAUGGAGAAGGAAAUUGCAGCUUUGAAAGAUAAACUGACAGAGGCUGAAGACAAGAUUAAAGAGCUGGAAGCCUCAAAGGUUAAAGAACUGAAUCAUUAUCUGGAAGCUGAGAAAUCUUGUAGGACUGAUCUAGAGAUGUAUGUAGCUGUUUUGAAUACUCAGAAAUCCGUUUUACAGGAAGAUGCUGAGAAACUGCGGAAAGAAUUGCAUGAAGUUUGCCAUCUCUUGGAGCAAGAGCGACAACAACACAACCAGUUAAAACACACAUGGCAGAAGGCCAAUGACCAGUUUCUGGAAUCUCAGCGUUUGCUGAUGAGGGACAUGCAGCGAAUGGAGAUUGUGCUAACUUCAGAACAGCUCCGACAAGUUGAAGAACUGAAGAAGAAAGAUCAGGAGGAAGAUGAACAACAAAGACUUAAUAAGAGAAAGGAUCGCAAAAAAACAGAUGUUGAAGAAGAAGUAAAAAUACCUGUAGUGUGUGCUUUAACUCAUGAAGAAUGUUCAGCCCAGUUAUCAAAUGAAGAGGAGCAUUUAGAUAGCACCCAUGGUUCAGUCCAUUCCUUAGAUGGAGACUUACUGUUGCCAUCUGGAGAUCCAUUCAGUAAAUCGGACAAUGACAUGUUUAAAGAUGGACUCAGGAGAGCACAGUCGACAGACAGCUUGGGAACCUCAGGCUCACUGCAAUCCAAAGCUUUAGGCUAUAACUACAAAGCAAAAUCUGCUGGGAACCUGGACGAGUCGGAUUUUGGACCAUUGGUAGGAGCAGAUUCAGUCUCUGAGAACUUUGAUACUGCCUCCCUUGGGUCACUGCAAAUGCCAAGUGGGUUUAUGUUAACCAAAGAUCAGGAAAGAGCAAUCAAGGCGAUGACACCAGAACAAGAAGAGACGGCGUCCCUCCUCUCCAGUGUCACCCAGGGUAUGGAAACUGCUUACGUGUCCCCCAGUGGUUACCGCUUAGUCAGUGAGACAGAAUGGAAUCUCCUGCAGAAAGAGGUACAUAAUGCUGGAAAUAAACUUGGUAGACGAUGUGAUAUGUGUUCCAAUUAUGAAAAACAGUUACAAGGAAUUCAAAUUCAGGAGGCUGAAACAAGAGACCAGGUGAAAAAACUGCAGGUGAUGCUAAGGCAAGCAAAUGACCAGUUAGAGAAGACAAUGAAAGAUAAACAGGAACUGGAAGACUUCGUAAAGCAGAGCACUGAAGAUUCAAGUCAUCAGAUCUCAGCACUUGCCUUAAGAGCCCAAGCAUCUGAGAUCUUACUUGAAGAGUUACAACAGGGGUUUUCCCAAGCAAAGAGGGAUGUUCAGGAACAGAUGGCAGUGCUGAUGCAGUCACGGGAACAGGUUUCAGAAGAGCUGGUGAGGUUACAGAAAGAUAAUGACAGUCUUCAGGGAAAGCAUAGCUUGCAUGUGUCAUUACAGCAAGCAGAAGACUUCAUUCUCCCGGACACUAUAGAGGCGCUCCGGGAGUUGGUAUUAAAAUACCGUGAGAACAUCGUUAAUGUGCGGACAGCAGCCGACCACAUGGAAGAAAAGCUGAAGGCUGAAAUACUGUUCCUAAAGGAGCAGAUUCAAGCAGAACAGUGUUUAAAAGAAAACCUUGAAGAAACUCUGCAGCUAGAAAUAGAAAACUGCAAGGAAGAAAUAGCUUCAAUUUCUAGCCUAAAAGCUGAAUUAGAAAGAAUAAAAGUAGAAAAAGGACAGUUGGAGUCCACAUUAAGAGAGAAGUCUCAACAGCUUGAGAGCCUUCAGGAAAUGAAAAUCACUUUGGAAGAAGAGUUAAAGAAAGAGACUGCUGCCAAGGUUACCGUUGAACAACUAAUGUUUGAAGAGAAGAACAAAGCUCAGAGGUUGCAGACAGAACUAGAUGUCAGUGAACAAGUCCAGAGAGAUUUUGUAAAGCUUUCUCAGACCCUUCAGGUGCAGUUAGAGCGGAUCCGGCAAGCAGACUCCUUGGAGAGAAUCCGGGCAAUUCUGAAUGAUACCAAACUGACAGACAUUAACCAGCUCCCUGAGACAUGACACCCUCGUAGCAGGACUCUAGCCUGCACUUUGGGUUUUUAACUCAUCUUUAGAGCAACAUUAAUUAUUAUUUAACUCUUAACUGAAGAAGUCACACAAAAAAAGGAAGACUGGAGAAAUGCUCACUUCUAGUGGGAGAAGACUGUGCAGCACAGGAACAGCAAACAGCCAGGGUAAUUUGCAGCAAAAAGACCUUUCAACUGGGAACACUAACGAGACUCCGGACUUGAUUCCAGCAGGUGUGGGAUCAGAUUUGGUGAUGGAGAAAGUGCUGUUUCCUUGCCUGCUUUAUCCAACAUUUCCCUACCCUAAAACACCAUCCCAAUAGUGUUUGGAAUUACAUUUUCUGUUCAUAGAUAUUGGAAGAGAGAAUUUUCUUUUCCUGUUGUCUAGAGUUCAUCAGUAACAGUAUUCAGCUAGCAGACAGGUAUAGUAUGCUGUAUGAAUAUUUUAUAUUAAAAUAUGAAGUUUGAGAGCAGGCCAUUGGCUAGUGACUGUAUUUCCUAGCUCGGUGCAUUUUAUUUUGCCAUUUUAUCUUGUGUUGGAGGACCUUAAAUGCUACUGAAACUUGCCUGAGAACCAUAAGACAGUGGCAACAAAACCAAUUCAAGAACUAAAUUAAUUAUGAGAAUUUGAAAACCUGGCUGGGGCUAUAUGUAGUGGAAGUUGAGGUUAAAGGAAAAGCACAAGAAACUGUUUGGAAGCACUUUUUCUGCUCCCUGGAUGAGUUUCAUGGGCCCACAGGUACCAAGAUCAAGCUGAAGUGGCACCAUCUACUCUCUUGACAACUGUUUUAGUUUAGUUAUUGGAUCAGUGGAAAAAACCAAUAUUAAUAAAACCAGCUAAUCUGACAACAUCUAGUAUAAAUUUAUAAAUCUGCUGCUUAUUUUCAACUCGAAUCAGUGGGUCUGAGCACUAUUUUGUUUCAAGUGUCAAAUACAAAAAUGGUGAUAACUAGGUUUGACCUAUUUUGUAACUUUCUUUUAUAAUUUAGACCUGGAGUGUGAUAAUGCUUAUAGUGAAGUUGGGGAAAACCCAGUCAGUAUGUUCACCAGUUUGGGAAUCUGCUUUGUCAUUUCUCUGAGGUUAGAUUCGUUUCCUGCGUGGAGAAGCUUCAGUGAACAGGUUGUGUUUGCCGUAGCUUUACAAAGUAUUGCAGAAAGCACAGAGAAUGGCUUCGUGUUCACUGUUUACCUGCUGCAGCACUAUUAGCCAGUGGAAGGCUACACUGUUCAUCAUACAGGUGGUUCCAAAGUAAAAUUGUUUUCAAAUAAUUUUUGUGAUUGGUAUUGCAGAAUAGCAGGGUACUUGAAGAAACCUUGGGGGAAUUAAGUGGAUUAAGUAGAUUGUUUGGCUCACUUAAAGCCACCAUCAACUUACAGUUUAAAGUAAAUUGUCUUUGUUAUAAAUGAAUUUAAAAGUAAAUACUAAUUAUGGAAAUAGUGCUAGCUAGGCUUGCCAUGCAUGAAACAUUGUUUUAAUUGGUUUCAAGUCUUUUUGUAUAAAGUACUACUUGGUUUAGAUAAAGGAAACAUAUAUCUUCAUUGAGUCACAGGGAAUUUUAUCAAUUCCAGAAUGCAAUUAGUUUUAAAUUAUAUGUGUUAAAACUAGUCCCUUCGAUGAGACCCAAGCUAAUGUGUUUUAGAUUAUUAAAAUUGGCAUCGUAAAUCAGGAUGGGUAAUUCAUAAUUUCCCUGAAUGAACUGAACCUACAACUCCCAGGGAACUGCUCUGCUGAGACUAGGCACUUUGCAGAUAUUUUUCUCCAUAAGAUGGUCCUGGGCCAAUAAAAUCAUGACUAGGGAACUGUCAGCAGUCUCGACCAUGGCAGAUGCAAACUGUUGGAACCCACUUUGUUGAGAAAAAUAACUAGAAAAACCCAAACUGAGACUCUAGGUUUUCUUAAUCUAUUUCUGGUCUGAAACAAACUAUUGUGCCACUCUCCUGGUAGGAAACUCUUCUUUAAACUGGGUUUUCUGUAUAAAUGGGAAACUGAUUUAGAAGGUAGGAUUUAGCCCUUCUAGACAAAAGAUCACUUGGGUUUCAUGAGUGUUCCUGUGCUUGUAUUCAGUCUCUACACGUUCUCAUGCAUGUCUAACCUGAUUUACCUCUUACCUGUAACCUACCUUAUCAUGUGGCUUUUAAUUGACAGUCACUCAGCCAUUUCUAGGCAGGUACGGUAUUACCUUUCAGAACUCAUAUUCACAGGUAUAAAAAGAUUACCUAAA
Messenger RNA from Ceratotherium simum simum (southern white rhinoceros), 5040 nucleotides. It is a transcript of the gene RABEP1, whose product is annotated as rabaptin, RAB GTPase binding effector protein 1. NCBI's taxonomy places the organism in Eukaryota, Metazoa, Chordata, Mammalia, Perissodactyla, Rhinocerotidae. Gene Ontology annotation, molecular function: GTPase activator activity; growth factor activity. The record is from RefSeq and is a predicted model, not a curated record. Gene Ontology annotation, biological process: Golgi to plasma membrane transport; endocytosis. Gene Ontology annotation, cellular component: endosome; endocytic vesicle.